Molecule: messenger RNA, 306 nt
Organism: Spodoptera exigua (beet armyworm)
Lineage: Eukaryota; Metazoa; Arthropoda; Insecta; Lepidoptera; Noctuidae
Source: the annotation of a GenBank genome assembly
AUGCUCAGCUACCUCAAUACUGUUUUCCGACAGGAUAACACGAAACUCAUGUCUGCUGUCCAUGUUGGUAACGACAUCCUUCAUCCUGUUGCUCGGGGUCUCUUUGCAGGACAAAAUCCAAAAUUUACCAAACAACCAAAGUUACCGACAUAUUUAGCUCGUAAAAUCUGCAGGAUUAAGUGGCUCAUUGCCGUUGAAAGCGAUGUCACUCAAUGGACAGCGAUGGUCGAUGGGCCCGGAAAGACCUUGAGUGGUCCAUCGCCAAUGGAUGCAAGUGGCGAAUUGUCGUUAGACGUGGAGGGCUAA